AUGGGAAACCGUGGAGGAAGCGGCCGCGAUCAUCGCCGUGAUGACCGUUAUAGAGAAAGAGAUGACAGUCGAUCGCAUAGACGAGAGCCGCCACGUGAAAAUCGACGAAGCAAUGGAACGAAUCAACAACCGAUGGAGAUGCACGGUAUGGAUAAACGCAUGAUGGGUGGAGGUGAUCGAGGUGAACGCAAUGAUCGUGGAAAUGCUGUCGGUGCUCGAAACAUUCAGCUGACUGGUCAGCCAUUCACUGACAAUGAGCUUUUGAAUGAUGUACCCAAGAAAAAGUUUACCGGACGAUGCCGUUUAUUCAUUGGAAAUCUACCAAAUGAUAUGAAAGAGGAAGAGUUAAAGCAAAUCUUCACUCCACACGGCGACAUUUCCGAAUGCUACUUAUCGGGCAAAGGUUUUGCCUUUCUGAGACUUGAUACUCGUGCUCACGCGGAAAGCGCCAAAGAGGCGGUGGACGGAUUACAGGUGAAGGGACGCCAAGUGCGUGUGCGAUUCGCCGUCCACGGAGCUGCGCUACGAGUGAAAGAACUUUCGCCAACUGUCUCAAACGAGAUGCUCUAUCACGCAUUUGCGCAUUUCGGUGACAUCGAAAGAGCCGUUCACGUAGUUGAUGAGAAAGGUCGACCCACUGGUGAAGGAAUCGUCGAAUUCGAGCGGAAACCAUCGGCCAACGAAGCGAUCGCCCAGAUUCGCGACAAAGUCUUCUUAAUAACCGCAUGUCCCAAGCCUUUGGUUGCCGAACUUCAAGAGCCAAAAGAUGAGGAUGACGGCUUAGCCGAGCGUAUGAUCCCCAGAAAUCCGAACCUCCAAAAGGAACGCGAAAUUGGACCCCGUUUCCCCGCGCCAAACAGUUUUGAAUACGUUUACGGUAUGAAAUGGAAAGAGCUGUACGAGCUCGAGAAGCAACGUCGAGCUCAACUCGAGGAAGAGUUGAAGGAAUCGAGGAGACGUCUAGAAGCUGAUAUGGAACUUGCCUACCAAGACUACCAGGCACAGAUGCUACGAGAAGACUUGCAACGCCGUCAACAAGAGCUAGAACGUUUGGAAGCGGCUCGACGCGAGAGAAUGGCCUCUUUGGGUGGUGGUAGAAGCAUGGUCGGUGGGCCGCCUGCCGGUGUGCCGGCUCCAUUCAUGCAACAGCAACAAUCAGCGUUUCCUGGUGGGAAUAAUCCUUUCGGAUUGGGAUCGAUGUCUGUUCCGCCGCCUCAACACCAACCCUUUGCAGCGCCACCGGUUUCCCAGCCACAAGGACAAGGUGGAGCCCGUCCAAAUGUGAUUGAAGGCGUGCAGCGGCUUCUCCAAAUCUUCAAAAAUGAUGAGCGUGGACCUCAACAGCCAGGAUCCGCGUUUGGCGGCUUUCAACAAGGGCACUUUGGUGGGGGAGCUUUUGGCGGACCUCCACCCGACUACAAUGCACCACCACCAUCAAAACGAGAUCGUCGU
Molecule: messenger RNA, 1452 nt
Organism: Mesorhabditis belari
Lineage: Eukaryota; Metazoa; Nematoda; Chromadorea; Rhabditida; Rhabditidae
Source: the annotation of a GenBank genome assembly